GUCUAUUCCUCACCUUAACUUACCAUCUUCAUAACUCUCUUCCGUUCCCUCAAUUUUUAAAGUAGUCUUUGAAUCUAUAACAUCAUGCUAAGUGCAAUUGGAAGAAUAAGAGCCGUACAGCUCGGUCGUCAGGCCAUGACGGCCAGAUACUUCAGCUCUAGCUCAGCUCGAUAUGCAGCUGAGGUGAAGAGUCUAGGUGUAUUAGGAGCGGGUCAAAUGGGGCUAGGAAUUGCCUUAGUUGCAGCUCAGAGAGCUGGUGUUCCUGUUACGUUGGUAGAUUCGUCUAAAGCUGCUCUCGAUAAAGGAUUGGGAUUUGCAGAGAAGCUGUUAUCUAAAGAUGUGUCGAAGUCGCGAAUUACCCAAGAGCAAGCGGAUGCGGCGAGAUCUCUCCUUUCGCCCACUACGGCUAUCGAGGAGCUUUCUAAAGUCGAUUUCGUAAUUGAGGCCGUGCCAGAAAUUCCGCAGUUAAAGUUUGACAUAUUUGCGAAGUUAGCGGAGGUCUGCCCGAAACAUGCUAUUCUCGCGACUAAUACAUCGUCGAUUUCGAUAACGAAAAUCGCCGCGGCGACGACCAAGGACCCCACCGAUACGUCAGCAAGCUCUCGUGUAGUUUCAACUCACUUUAUGAACCCAGUACCUGUGCAAAAAGGUGUUGAGAUUAUUAGUGGAUUACAAACAAGCCAGGAGACACUGGAUACCGCCGUCGCUUUCUGCAAGGCCAUGGGGAAGAUCCCCUCGGUGUCCGCGGACUCACCGGGAUUCCUAGCAAACCGAAUCCUAAUGCCAUAUAUCAACGAAGCAGUAAUAUGUCUAGAGACUGGUGUUGGCGACAGGGAUUCUAUUGAUGCGAUUAUGAAGAAUGGUACUAACGUGCCCAUGGGGCCACUUCAGCUCGCCGACUUCAUCGGGCUCGACACAUGUUUAGCUAUCAUGAAGGUUCUUUACACGGAAACGGGAGAUUCUAAAUAUCGACCUAGUGUAUUGCUAACUAAGAUGGUCGAUGCUGGCUGGCUAGGGAAGAAGAGUGGUAAAGGAUUUUAUGAUUAUUAGAACCGAUUAAAGCCAGUGGCGUAGUAUGCUGUAAAGCAUGCCGCAUAGCAUGACCAUCUCCACCAGAAUAGCAAUUGCAAUGACCAGGUUGAAUAUCUGGAUGGUCAAGAUCAACAAGUCCACUGAAUUGAUGGGUAGGACCGCCAUCGCGUCACUGUCCACCUGGUUGCCGGUCCGGAAAUGGGCUGAAAGGGGGCCAGAGACGAUGCUCAAGGGUUGGAUGUGGGGAUAGCGACGGCACACGUCAAUGGGGAUGGUUUUCGAAAUCUUGGUGUCUGACAGCGCGAAGCUGGUAAUUGAUGUUCUCGGCCUCAGGCCUGUAAAAUAUGUCAGUGAUAUAUCAUUACCAUGAAUACAGAUAAAUGAAAAUUAUUUAUUGACAGCG
Messenger RNA from Hypoxylon trugodes, 1435 nucleotides. Its product is annotated as 3-hydroxyacyl-CoA dehydrogenase. The transcript is spliced from 3 exons. NCBI's taxonomy places the organism in Eukaryota, Fungi, Ascomycota, Sordariomycetes, Xylariales, Hypoxylaceae. The record is from RefSeq and is a predicted model, not a curated record. Gene Ontology annotation, molecular function: oxidoreductase activity, acting on the CH-OH group of donors, NAD or NADP as acceptor; NAD+ binding. Gene Ontology annotation, biological process: fatty acid metabolic process. The coding region runs from base 85 to 1050 and encodes 321 amino acids.